AUGGCGGCCGUUAUGGUUCAGCCCUUGAUGCAAGUUCUUUAUGCCGUAACACCACCUACGUCGCAACUCCCAACCUCAUCCCGUACAACGAGCUACAGUGGCUUAGAAGAUCUACCGCCAGAGAUAAGACGCAAUAUUCUGUCUUUUCUGGACAUACGGAGCCUGAACUCUUUAGUGCACUCAUCAUCCGUUUUCCACGAGCAGUAUUUCGAAGAUCAUCGGUAUUUGCUCUGCUCAUCAUUGGAGACGACCUUGGGCACCGUUUCUCCCGAUAAGGAAUUGGAUCUCUGUCCCGUCGAGAUUCUUCGUCUAUUUUUCUGCCUAUUUGAGCCAUGGGAGGUUGAGGAAAUACUGUGCAUCAAUACUUUCGCACAGGAUAAGUACGACAAAAUAUUUCGUGAAAUAUAUUGGGAUUUGAACAAAAGUAGCCCAAAAUUCGACGGCCAACGCCCGCCUACACCUGAUGGAGCUUCCGACUUUGAUCAUGGUUGGGCACGAAAGGAACUGCCGACUGAAACCGUGUCUCGUGGCCUCGAAUUGCUCCACAGAGUCUCUUACAAAAUUAAGGACCAUUCGCAACUGGUCCAGACGAUGCAAGAAAACAUUACUUGGCCUUUAGGUAAUUUCCUUAUAGACCUAGCUUUAGGCGAAACGGCACAAUGGGCGCGGCGGCAGAAAGCUUACUCUAACAGAGAUGAGAAGCAAAACCGCCGCGACCCGCUACCUUUCACCCAAGACGCGGAAUCGCAUCCCCCGCUGGCUUCGACGUUGAUAUGGGGUGGCACCUAUAGUAACUUGUAUGGAUGGUACGUGCAUGAUGAUAUUCGUCGGCUCGGUUACGUUUUCCUUGAUGCCAUGAAGAUCGAGUCGUUAGGCGCGAAAGAUAUUAUACUUCAAAAGUGUCAAGGGGAUUGGGGCGAUAGCGAUCCUCGAGAUAAUUCUUUUUGA
Daldinia caldariorum is the source of this 948-nucleotide messenger RNA. RefSeq lists its product as uncharacterized. The record is from RefSeq and is a predicted model, not a curated record. NCBI's taxonomy places the organism in Eukaryota, Fungi, Ascomycota, Sordariomycetes, Xylariales, Hypoxylaceae. Gene Ontology annotation, molecular function: protein binding. The transcript is spliced from 4 exons. The coding region runs from base 1 to 948 and encodes 315 amino acids.